CGUAAAAGCUCAUUCCUUUUGGAUUGGAGCAAGGCCAGGCAUUGACUUGACCCAAACGCCAUUUUCCUUAUAUCAGUUUCUUGAUCUGAAGAUUAUGUUUUAGUAUUUCUCUUUGAGUUCAUGAUGGCUUCCUCACUAUUCUCCUACUUUUUUGGGAUGAAAUCCAGAAUAUUAUCACCUGCGCUUCCUCAACAAUCAUAUCUGUCAUCAGCUGAACUACCAUCUCUGACUGAUCAUGUCAACGAGGAGGUGGCCAAGCUGGACAGAACUGUGCGCCGAAUCACCGCGGUGUUGGUUGAUGCAGAUGAAAGGGAAAUCGCUGACGAGACUAUGAAGCUUUGGAUCUCUGAGCUCAAGCAAGUGACAUGGGAAGCUGAGGGGAUACUUGAAGAUUACAGCUAUGAGUUGCUCCGCAGCACCACCGUCCAGGAAGAGAAGGUAACAGACUAUACAGACUUUCGACCAAACAAUCCCUCUUUUCAACAGAAUAUACUAGACAGGAUAAGCAAGGUUAGGAAAUUUCUUGAUGAGAUCUGUCGUGAUCGUGUAGAUCUUGGGCUAAUUGAUCAGGAAGGAUUGUGUAGGAAAGAAUCUAGGAUUAGUAGGUGCACCAGUUCUUUGCUUGAUCCAUUGGAGGUCUACGGCCGGGAGGAUGAGAAAAAAUUAAUAAUAUCUUCUUUGCUUGAUGGGUGCCUUACAUUUAAGAAGAGAAGAUUGAAGGAACAUGAAUAUGAAACUUGUAAAGCUGGUGCUGUAAGGCUUAUUUCUAUAGUUGCCAUGGGUGGAAUGGGGAAGACAACACUAGCUAGGCUCGUCUAUAAUGACGCAAGGGUUCAAAAUCACUUUGAUAUACAAGCAUGGGUUUGGGUUUCAGAAGUAUUCGAUGAAGUCAGACUAACCAAAGCAGCAAUCGAGUCGGUCACCGCUAAACCCUGUGAUCUGACUGAGCUAGAGCCACUCCAGAGGCAAUUGCACGAGGAGGUCAAGGGUAAGAAGAUAUUGCUUGUGUUUGACGAUGUUUGGAAUGAGGACACCAUCAAAUGGGAGACGAUGAAACGGCCAUUUUCUGCUGUUGCUACAGGGAGCCACAUGAUCAUCACUACUCGCAACGAGAAUGUCUCCACAAUUGUGCAGGCGAAGAAGGUAAUUCAUCUAGGUGGGUUGCAAAAAGAUGACAGUUGGGCGUUGUUCUGUAAAUUGUCAUUCCCUGACAAUGCUUGUAGAGAAACAGAGUUGGGACCAAUCGGGCGGAAAAUAGUAGAAAAGAGUGAUGGAGUGCCACUAGUCCUGAAGACUCUAGGUGCAAUGUUAUCUUUAGACACAAGCUUGGAGUUCUGGAAUUAUGUACUGACAAGUGAUCUCUGGGAGCUGGGCCCUGGAUGGGACCACAUCCUUCCAAUUCUGAAAUUGAGCUAUUACAGUCUGCCUGCAAUUCUGAAGCGAUGCUUCACAUUUCUUGCUGCCUUUCCGAGAGGUCACAAAUUUGACUUAGAGGAGCUGGUCCAUAUGUGGUGUGCUUUGGGUUUCAUUCAGGAGGACGGUGUGAAAAGGAUGGAAGAAAUUGGGCACUUGUAUGUAAAUGAAUUGGUUCGGAGAUCAUUUCUUCAAAAUUUGCAGUUGGCUGGUUCACGGGAGAAGUUUGUCAUAGUGCACGACCUCAUUCAUGACCUUGCUAAAUCAAUUGGGGGUAAAGAGAUCCUUGUCAAAAAGUGUUGUGGUUCAUCUGUUGGUGGUUGCAAUACUAGUGCCAAUAAUCAUCUUCGAUAUUUAGCUGUUCUUGUUGGAACAACGCCCUUCUACUCAGACAAUAAAUUGGUGCCUUUUACUCUUCCGGUUGCUGGACACUUUCCCCUAAGAUCACUGUCUUUUCAGAGUAAAUGGAGAACUUAUCUCAGAAGCUGUGUUAGAAAUAACUUGAGGACGUUCUUUCAGGUGCUUGUUCAGAGCCAGUGGUGGUAUAACCUUGAAGGUUGUCUGCUGCAUUCACCACACCUGAAGUAUCUACGAAUCCUGGAUGUAUCAUCAAGUGAUCAGAUCAAGCUGGGUAAAUCGGUGGGGGUUCUUCAUCAUCUCCGCUACCUUGGGAUCUGUCAGAGAGAAAUUCCGGAGGCUAUUUGCAAAAUGUACAAGCUGCAGACUCUACGAAACACAUACCCUUUUGACACGAUAUCUCUUCCCAGAAAUGUGUCGGCACUGUCCAACCUGCGUCACCUUGUUCUUCCGAGAGAGUUCCCUGUCACAAUACCAUCAGGAAUCCACCGGCUGACCAAACUUCAGUCACUAUCAACAUUUGCAGUGGCCAAUUCAGGGAGCGGAGCUGCCACGCUGGAUGAAAUCAAGGACAUUAACACUCUUCAAGGGCAGCUCUGCAUCAUGGAUCUCCAGAACAUCACACAUGACAGAAUUUGGGAACCAAGGAGUGCAAACCUGAGCAAGAAAAAAUUAACUCGCUUAGAACUAGUGUGGAAUCCUCUGCCUUCCUACAAAAGCGUACCCCAUGAUGAGGUUGUACUGGAAUCCCUGCAGCCUCACAACUACAUCCGACAACUCGUAAUAAGUGGUUUUAGAGGAUUGAACUUCUGUUCAUGGCUAGGAGACCGGUCCUUGUUUAGUUUACAAGAACUGGAGCUGUGCAAGUGCUACUACACUGAUCAUCUACCACCACUUGGACAAUUGCCAAACCUGAAGCAGCUCAAGCUGACGAGCCUGUGGAAAUUGAGAAGCAUAGGGCCUGAGUUCUACGGCGAUUGCGAGGCCCCAUUUCAGUGUCUUGAGACAUUGGUGGUACAGAACCUGGUUGCAUGGGAGGAAUGGUGGCUACCUGAAAACCAUCCACAUUGUGUCUUCCCUCUCCUUCGUACGAUCGACAUCAGGGGCUCACACAAGCUUGUGCGCCUUCCACUGUCAAAUCUCCAUGCCCUUGCAGGGAUCACCGUAUCAUCGUGCAGCAAGUUAGAGACCAUAGUUGGGCUCAAGGAGCGCUGUGAAGUGACUGCUGGGAACGGUGGAUUGCAAGCAGGUCAGACUAACGUGCUUCCCUCCCUUCGAAGGGUAAAGAUCACUGCUUGCCCUUCACUGGAGGAGCCUCUGAUAUCGAUGCUUCGCCGGCAGACGGAGAUCGGCUUCUCCUACUGGGAACAAAGCCCCAGCACCUCUCCCACCGACAUCGCUGAUUUUGGCAAGACUCCAUGGAAAGAUUCUGGCAAGGUAUAGUACCUCAUGUGGAUGUGGAUUUCUGUUUGGUACCAGAUGCUCCUCUUCAUGGCACACACCAUCCUAUGCAUGUAAUGUAGGAAUAAGUCUUGGCUGGUUGGUCUUGGUCUUGUGGUGCCUUUUUUCCUGUUUUUCAGCUUUCUAGGACAGCAUCUCUACUUUCAGUUUGGAUGCUCUAGGACAGUUAGGACAGCAGUUUGUUGAGAUGCUCUAGGACAGUUUGUUGGGAUGCUCUGCUCUAGGACAGUUUGUUGGGAUGCUGACAGCACCCUCUUAGACUAGCAUGGCUGCAUGGCUGCUACAAGCAGCUAUAAAUAUGUAUCCAAUCCUCUUUGGGAGGAUAUGGCUUUUGUGUUUAGUGAAUGAAGAAAACCAGAAAAUUGCCCCA
Messenger RNA from Oryza sativa Japonica Group (Japanese rice), 3601 nucleotides. Its product is annotated as putative disease resistance RPP13-like protein 1. The record is from RefSeq and is a predicted model, not a curated record. Lineage: Eukaryota; Viridiplantae; Streptophyta; Magnoliopsida; Poales; Poaceae. Gene Ontology annotation, molecular function: ADP binding. Gene Ontology annotation, biological process: defense response to other organism.